AUGGAAGUGAUAGAAGUAAAUCAACUUAAGACGACUGAGAAAGAAGAAAUUAACAUGGAUGGUGAAAAGAAGAAGAGCUACAAAAACCACUUCUGUGAAGGAGAGAAUCGUGAGAUUCACCAUACUUAUCAACCAUGAGAUCCAUCCGAGAUGGAGGAUUAUAAAACCAUCAAGGUUAUUUACCAAAUGCCACUUGCUCCUUGCAAAGUCGAAACAGUCGCUGACUCCAACACUGGAAAUGUUUAUGCUAAGAAAACAGUGUUCAAGGAAGGUUUAAAUGACUUGAUGAAGGCAUUGGCAAGACAAGAAUGAGUUAUACAGUCUGAGCUUGAUCAUCCAAAUAUUAUCAAACUUCAUAAGUACUGCGAAACAGAAAAACACUUCGAACUAGUGAUGGACUACUGCAACAACGGGUCUUACUUUGAAGAUAGGCUAGAAGAGAGCAAUGAACCAAUUGAGGAUAUGGAACUACUCAAAAAGUACGCAAAGGAGAUUUUAUGUGCACUGGUUCAUAUUCAUUCUAAAGGCAUCCUUCAUUGUGACAUUAAGCUCUCUAAUAUGGGACUUCAUAAAGAUUCAGAAGACUCUGAAGAGAUUCUCAAACUUUUUGAUUUCAAUCUCAGCGUGUACAUCGAUUCAGAAAUUGAAGGGAAAGCCCAUCUAGAGAAGAGCGUUGGAACUUUUGGAUAUAUGGCACCUGAGCUUACUGGAAAAGACAUACAUGUCGGUCCAGAAAUAGAUAUGUGGGCACUUGGAAUCUGCCUGUAUAAAAUGUGAGUAGCCUACCCUCCAAACCAAGUCAGGGGUUAUGAAUAUGGAACUGGCCCUAUUCCAUUUGUAAAAAGAGACUGGAGGAAGAUUGACCCUGAUUUUCAAGAUUUGAUCAAACAAAUGUUGGAGUACAACCCAGAGAACAGAAUCAGCUCUGCUGAAGCAUUAGAACACAAAGCUUUAAGUUAAAUCGAUUGGCUGUAAUAAUUCCUCUAAUUUGCUUAGUAAAACCAGGGGAUAGCUUAUUUACUAAGUAAACUAUGGAUAAUUUAUCUAUAAAAUAGUGAUUCAUUAACUUUUGUAU
Messenger RNA from Moneuplotes crassus, 1075 nucleotides. The record is from the annotation of a GenBank genome assembly. NCBI's taxonomy places the organism in Eukaryota, Ciliophora, Spirotrichea, Euplotida, Euplotidae.